GGAGUCACGCACCUGUGAAUCCACACCUGAGAACCAGAAGGACAGCCAAGCCGGAGAAGAGGCAGAAAAGAAGAGAUAGACAGAAACUCAUUGAAAUCGGGCCUGUAGGGCGAUGACCUUACCUGCUGGACUCAACGGGACAGAGAACUGAACAGACAGGAUAGUGACGGCUCUUACACAGAUAACAGCUGUCCCAACAGACGCACAUUCACCUGCACAGAGCUACCCAAGUCUGUUUUCAUCUAAAUGGCGACCGCAGAACCAGCACCAGCCUGGUGGAAACUGACUUUCCUGCGUAAGAAGAAAUCAGAGCCCAAAGUGUUGUACGAAAUCCCUGGAGACCAUGGCAGCAACGCUGGGGAGACGCCCGGGACGCCCGACACAGCUGUGGACAGCCAGUUUAACGCCCGCUUGGAACGCAUCGUGGACAAAACGGCAACAAAGGGACGCCAUGUGAAGGUCUCACAUUCGGGCCGGUUUAAAGAGAAGAAGCGAAUCCGCUCUACGCUGGCAGAAAACCCUGAGCUGUUCCCCGAGGCAGAAACAACGACUAGUGAGAAUAAUAAAAGUGGGAAAUAGAGUCACUGUGUAAACAUAUAGAGUCACUGUGCGUGAAGCAGCUCAAGAGGGCCUUGGUCUAUGCACUCUUUCAUUGACGCAGUUUACAAUCGCCUGCGGUUGAGCCUGAAGCUGGAAAAGGAUCGCUGAAUUAGAGACAGAUCUAUACUAAUGUUUGAGAACAAAGACAGGCACAAACCCACAGAUCAGGUUUCUUCUCAGAUACCAGCUACACACAGCAGGACUGCAUUGUGGUCGUCUGAUGAAAGGCUGACAGUUAGCAAAUGUUUAGCCAAGAGAAACCCACUGAGAGAGAAUCAGAUCAAUCAUAUAUCGGCACAAGAUAUCAAUAAUGUUUUGAUUAUUCUCGUUUCCUGUAUUUUAUAUGGCGAAAACUACAAUUGCAGCUACAGCACUUUCAAUUCAAUAGGAAUAUUACCAGCAAUAAUAUGAUAAAAGAUCGUAGAGAGACGUUUACCCAAUUCAAAAUGUAUAAUAUAUUGUAGUUAUAUAAAAAAUAUUGUUGUUAUCAUUAUUUUAAGAAAAGUAGUUCAGUGUUUGAAUGUUACACCAUAGCUUUCGACGACCGACUAGACCAAAAUAUCUGUUUUUAAAUCGAUGUGCCUGUGUUGUUUGUUUGAUAUUUAUUGUUUAUAAAAUUUAAUCUGAACAUGGUGGGGCUUUUUCCAUUUUAAUAAUUGUGUUUUGUUAAAAUAAAUUGUCAAAUAUUUGUACACUGCCUAAUGUAAUUGUUUGCUUAGCCGGGAUUUGAAACAGAAUUUUGUACAAAAUUACAUGCUGUUUUUAAAUAUAGGUUUUUAGAAAAUAAAUUAACGCAUUCUAGAUGGCAGCUGUAAUUUAUUGUCUUUCUCUGUUCC
Messenger RNA from Carassius gibelio (silver crucian carp), 1436 nucleotides. Its product is annotated as proline-rich protein 15-like protein A. NCBI's taxonomy places the organism in Eukaryota, Metazoa, Chordata, Actinopteri, Cypriniformes, Cyprinidae. The record is from RefSeq and is a predicted model, not a curated record. The transcript has 2 exons. The coding region runs from base 247 to 579 and encodes 110 amino acids.